UCCCACUCGUACCUUUUCCCAUUACUCCUAUCUCUCCAUCCCACUCUCCCUUCUCCCCCAUCUCACCUAUCUCUCCCGUCCUUCCCACUCUUCCCCCUCUCCCAUCUCUCCUCUCCCCCUCACGCCUCUCCUGCGGGGCAGGCCCUAUCUGGUGAACGAGCUGGAGCCGCAGUGGCUGCUGCACGACAGGAGGAAGGUGUAUGCGAAGCUGGAGGAGCACGGGCUCAUGAUGCCCACGUACGCCAUAGUGAACCGCGAGGGGGAGGGGGAGGCAGCGGAGGAGGAGUUUGAGGAGGAGGAGGACUACGUGGUCAUCGCGGGCAAGCGCAUCAACAAGCCCUUCGUUGAGAAGCCCGUGGACGGUGACGACCACAGUGUGAUGAUCUACUACCCCAGCUCCGCAGGGGGCGGCAUGAAAGAGCUUUUCAGAAAGGUGGGCAACCGCUCGAGUGAGUUCCAUCCGGACGUGCGCCAUGUGAGGCGCCAUGGCUCCUACAUCUACGAGGAGUUCCUCCCCACAGGGGGCACGGAUGUGAAGGUGUACACGGUGGGGCCGGACUAUGCGCAUGCAGAGGCACGCAAGUCCCCCGUGGUGGACGGUGUUGUCAUGCGCAGCGCUGAUGGCAAGGAGAUCCGCUACCCGGUGCUGCUCACCCCAACGGAGAAGGAAAUGGCGCGGGUCAUCUGUCUUGCCUUCGGCCAGGCGGUGUGUGGCUUUGACCUGCUGAGAUCGCACGGGCGCUCCUUCGUGUGCGAUGUCAACGGCUGGAGCUUCGUCAAGAAUUCCUCCAAGUACUACGACGAUGCAGCGUGUGUGCUGCGUAGCAUGCUGCUCCAUGCAGUGGCACCCCACCUCUACUCGCCUCUGCCCGUGCGCCUGCCUUGGUCCACUGGACCCGACGCUGCUGCAGCAGCGGCGGCGGCGUCAGCAGUGUCGGACGGCACAACAUCGCCGGACUACGAGCGCACGCUCAGUGCGAGCAGCUUCAACAGCGCGCACACGUUCGGCACGAGGGAGGAGCUGCGCUGCGUGAUUGCUGUCAUUCGCCAUGGCGACCGCACACCAAAGCAGAAGGUGAAGCUGGUGGUGACACAGGAGCGGCUGCUGAAGCUGAUGCUCAAGUACAACGGCGGCAAACCCCGCUCUGAGGCGAAGCUGAAGAGCGCAGUGCAGCUGCAGGACCUGCUGGACGCCCUGCGCGCCCUCGUGCCGCACCAGAGGGACGGCAGUGACAGCGAGACAGAGGACUUUGAGAAUGCGGAGAAGCUGAGGCAUGUGAAGGCGGUUCUGGAGGAGGGGGGGCACUUUUCGGGCAUAUACCGCAAGGCGCAGCUGAAGCCGCAGAAGUGGGAGCGCAUGCAGCGGAGGGACAGCAGCGGGGCGGAGGUGGAGGUGGACGAGCCCACGGAGGCCCUCAUGGUGCUCAAGUACGGCGGCGUGCUCACCCACGCUGGCAGGCAACAGGCGGAGCAUCUGGGUCGGGCAUUUCGAGAAGCCAUGUAUCCCGAUGAGAUGGGGUCAAAUGGAACGGGGCUGCUGCGCCUGCACAGCACGUAUCGCCACGACCUCAAGAUCUACAGCUCCGAUGAGGGCCGCGUGCAGAUGUCAGCAGCAGCGUUCACCAAGGGGCUGCUGGACCUGGAGGGGCAGCUCACGCCUAUCCUGGUUAGUCUGGUGAGCAAGGACUCGCCCAUGCUUGAUGGGCUUGACUCCGCCUCCAUCGAAAUGGAGCAUGCCAAGCGUAAGCUGGGUGAGAUGAUGACGACCAACGACCCGCCCGUGCUCUCGCCCACACAUGGCCAGCCCCCCGCGGCACACAGCCCGCGCCGGCCCUCGCAGUCUCGCCCACACUCGCGCAGCAGCAGCCACGGAGGGUUCUCAGCCAACCCUGCUGGCCCGUGGAUGACUGAUGCGCCCUGGCUGCCUGACCGCCCGCUCAGCAAGCUGCACAAGCUGGUGGAGCUGAUAAAGGCGCUGGCAGCGCACGCCAAGGAGAAGUGCCGGGAGGACGAUGUGGACGGCGCACUGGAGGCCAAGGUCGAGGAAGCUGUCAAGAAGCUUCGCAUCGUGCCCGUGCCCGCGCAGCACAAGGCUGGCGGGGAGCAGCAGCAGAAGGGUGCGGGGGAGCAGCAGGGCGGGGCGCAGCAGCAGGGGGGGGGGAAGCAGAAGGCAGUGCCGUAUGAUGGGACGGUACUGGGGAAGGCACGGUUUGAUGAGAGCCGCAUUGCUGCCGGGCUGCCGUGCGGUACGGAGGAGUUUCUGCUCAUUUUUGCGCGGUGGAAGAAGCUUGAGCGUGAUAUCUACAACCCUCGAAAGGAUCGCUUCAACAUCAGCAAGAUCCCCGACGUCUACGACUCUGCCAAGUACGACCUGGUGCACAAUCGGCAUCUGGGCCUCAAGGGGCUGGACGAGCUCUACCUGCUCGCCAAGGAGAUGGCGAACGGGGUUAUUCCAAACGAGUACGGCAUCACGCCGUACAGCAAGCUCAAGAUCGGCGCCAAGGUGGCACGGCGGCUGCUCGGCAAGAUGCUGAUAGAUCUGCACAACACGCGGGACGAGGCGGUGGCGGUGGGGCAGGCGAUGCAGCAGCACCGGCAGAGCCUGAGGGAGCAGCGAGCGGCAGCGGUGGCGGCAGCGGUGUUCAACCAGGAGCAGCAGCGGCAGAACCGCCGCUCGUCCGGUGAGGCCAAGCGGCGCUCCGAUGGGCACCCGGAGGGGGACAAUGAUGACAGCAAUGCUCAGUACCGCCUGGACCCCAAGUACGCCAACGUGCGAACGCCGCAACGCCACGUGCGCACUCGCCUCUACUUCACCUCUGAGUCGCACCUACACAGUGUGAUGAAUGUGCUGCGCUUCUGCCAGCUGGACGACUCACUGCAGGGCGAGGCGUCGCUGCUCAGUCCCGACGCCAUGACUCGCCUCUAUGAGACACGCGAGCUCGACUACCUCACUCACGUCGUGCUGCGCAUGUAUGAGAACGUCGAGGUGGAUCUGAACGACCCACGGCGAUUCCGAGUGGAGAUCAUGUUCAGCCCAGGGUCAGCCGUGAGCCCUCUCGAGGUGGAGCCAGCAAAGAAGGAUCACACAUUGCCAGUGCUCCCGCCCUUCACAGUGCAGAAUGACGCACCCGACACGCUCACCAUGCGCCGCAUGGACCGCAUGCUGCACCCCUUCGCCAUGCCGCCCGAGGACUUCCCGCCGGCCGUGCAGCCACAGGGCUUCUCUGGCCUCUUCCUCAAGGGCACUGUCUUCGAGCGCAUCGUCAACUUCUGGCCCUUCCGCAACACCGGUGGCGGCAGCAGCAAGAGCAAGACUGGCAGCAGCAACACUGUUGCUGCCGCCGUUGCGCCGGCUGCUGCUGCUGCUGCUGGUGCUGCUGGUGGGAGCAACACCCGCAUCACCUCGUCCGCCGCGCCGCUCCCACUCUCUCACUCUCGCUUGCUCCCUGCCUCUCUCGUUCCGCCCCACCUCCGUCUCUUGAUGGCCCUCGCCGCUCACCUCCUCUCCUCCUCCAUCGCCUGCCCGCGCGCCCUCGCCAGCAUCGCUCGUCUCCCCCGCGCGUGCCUCCCGCACUUGAUUCUCCCCCAGUCGUACCUCCCCCACACCGCCCGCCCGCGCUCCACCGCCGCUGCGCGCCCCGCCGCCGGCCGCAGUGAGAGGCCACGUGGCGUUGCGACCAAGGCGACGUCGCCGUUCAACGCGGAGAUGGGCGGCAGCUCGGAGGAAGGUGAGCAGCGGGGAACGGUGGGGAGCGGAGGUGAUUUCUGGGGCAGCGUAUCGAGAAGCGGUGGGGAACAGUGGGGAGCGGAGGUGAGUUCUGGGGCAGUGUAUCGAGAAGCGGUGGGGAACGCCCCCCUGGCGAGUCGGCGUUGUGUGCCGUGUGAGGGCAAGGGGCUGCUGCCGCUGCCUGCUGACCGCAUCGCCACCCUGCUACACCAGGUGGCGGGGUGGGAGGUGGUGGAGGAGGGCGGCUACCAGCGCAUCCGCCGGCAGUGGCGCACCAGGAGCUUCCUUGCAGGCCUCACGCUCUUUCAGCGCGUUGCAGAGGUUGCCGAGGCCGAAGGUCAUCAUCCCGACCUCCAUUUGGAAGGAUGGAACCAUGCGCGCAUCGACAUAUACACACACGCCAUCGGUGGGCUGCAUGAGAACGACUUUGUGCUGGCAGCCAAGAUCAACGCGCUGCGCCUGGAGGAUCUGCUUCGAAAGCCAAAGACUAAGAUUGCUGGUUGA
Closterium sp. Naga37s-1 is the source of this 4231-nucleotide messenger RNA. NCBI's taxonomy places the organism in Eukaryota, Viridiplantae, Streptophyta, Zygnematophyceae, Desmidiales, Closteriaceae. The record is from the annotation of a GenBank genome assembly.